AUGGCCCCGCACAAGCGGAGCUGCCCCCAGUGUCUGAGAAACACCAGCCAGACCAUUCUUGCUCCCGCCUCCGCCCCAGGGGUUCAGGACCCCCCUCCCCAUUCAGCUUCCAGCCUGGGCCGUGCGUGCCCUGCCCCGGGAGCGAGCGGGCAGCACCGCGCUCCCCGGGUCCAGGCCAGGGAGAAGCUCGCGAGGGCCCACUGUCCAGGCUCCUCCGCCAGGCGGUUUCCUGCCCCGCUCGGGGAGCCCCCGCCGGGCCCUUACCUGGGCAGCGGCCCGCUCGGCCAUGGCCCUUUGUUCCCGGCCCAGGCGCAGCCGGAGCUCGGCCGGGCGGGAGGAUCUGGAGCUCGCCCCUCACCGCGGCCCAGGGGCGGACAUGAGCGUUUCCCCGCGCGCCCGCCCGGGGCAGCGCCCCGGGCCCGAGGAGCUCUGCUGCCGGCUGGCCGGGCUGGCGGCGGGAAGGGCCGGGCAGGCACCGGGCGAGGCUGCUCCGCAGGGACCCGGGGAAGUCACGACGAGACUCGCCCGCCGGCCGGCUCAGGGAACGAGCCGCGCGGCUGGAUCCCAACGGGGCCAGGCCCGGCCCGGCCGAGCCCGAGCUCCGCUCCCGCUCCGGGCUGGGCAGAGUCCCGGCGCCUCCUCGCCACGGGCCGGCCCCGCUGCCGGGCGGAGCAGAGCGAGCGCAGCCGGGAGCCGCGGACUCGCUGGCAGGGUCCGGGAGCUGCGUGCGGGGAGGAGCCGGCCGGGGAGCGGGGCCGGCAGCGGCCCCUGGCGGCGGGUGGGGCGCAGGGCACCGGCCGGGCUGGAGCGGGGCCCCCGCGGGGCAGGUGGCUGCAGAGCCGCGAUGGCUCCUGCGCCGCCACCUCCCCUUCCACUGCAGCCGGGCCGGGGGUUCCUGCGAGCCCCGGCUCCCGGAGUCAGGGGAUCCCAGGCGGAGCUCAGCCUCCAGGAACAACGCGCUGCUUCGGCUAA
Messenger RNA from Emys orbicularis (European pond turtle), 972 nucleotides. RefSeq names its product collagen alpha-1(I) chain-like. NCBI's taxonomy places the organism in Eukaryota, Metazoa, Chordata, Testudines, Emydidae. The transcript has a single exon. The coding region runs from base 1 to 972 and encodes 323 amino acids. The record is from RefSeq and is a predicted model, not a curated record.